This is a messenger RNA of Drosophila elegans, 1141 nucleotides long. It is a transcript of the gene lin-28, whose product is annotated as protein lin-28 homolog. Gene Ontology annotation, molecular function: zinc ion binding; nucleic acid binding. NCBI's taxonomy places the organism in Eukaryota, Metazoa, Arthropoda, Insecta, Diptera, Drosophilidae. Bases 303 to 878 code for a protein of 191 amino acids. The record is from RefSeq and is a predicted model, not a curated record. The transcript is spliced from 5 exons.
GUCAAACGCAACGCGGAGUCAGUGUGACGAAGUGCGUCGUGCGCAGCGGCAGCGUUUUUCCUUUUCCCCUUACCAACACACACAGAGAAAAACGCAAGAAAAUCGAAUAGCUCGUAUUGUAUCUGUGUGUGAGUGCGGGCAGUGAAAUUUACAGAUACAUCUGCGAGUGUGCAACUGUAGCCACAUGUGUGUUCGUUGGCAGGAAAACCAUGCAUUCACAGUGAAGUUUUGAAACGAAAAUUUUGGAACGAAAUUCAAUCAAUUUAACUGCGAAACUAAUCAAAUAAAUAAAAAAAAACAGCAUGGAAAAUCUGCAUCAGGAAAAUGGCUUGGAAAGGAGUACCAGUCAGAGCUCGACUUCAUCAGCGAAUCCUGCGAAUCCCGUGAAUCCUGCGACUCCGUUGGAGGAAUGCGGCUGUGUGCGUCUGGGCAAAUGCAAAUGGUUCAACGUGGCCAAAGGAUGGGGCUUCCUUACCCCCAACGACGGCGGCCAAGAGGUGUUCGUACAUCAAAGCGUCAUCCAGAUGUCCGGCUUCCGAUCGCUGGGCGAGCAGGAGGAGGUGGAGUUCGAGUGCCAGCGCACGUCCCGCGGACUGGAGGCCACCAGGGUGUCGGGGAAGCAGGGCGAGAACUGCCACGGCAGCACCUACAGGCCACGCAUAAAUCGUCGCACUCGCCGCAUGCGUUGCUACAACUGCGGCGAAUUCGCCAACCACAUUGCCUCCGAAUGCGCCUUGGGUCCCCAGCCGAAGCGCUGUCAUCGCUGUCGGGGUGAGGACCAUCUCCAUGCCGACUGCCCGCACCGCAAUGUGAACCAAGCCCACAGCGACCAGAGCAGCAGCAGUGGAGCUCCGGAGAAAAGCGAGGAGACCACCUGAGAAAUCUGAGGCGAUCCGUGGACAACGGAUUGGUAGUUGGAAGUUACAAACUUCUUUGACAAGUACAAAAUGGUAAUCUUAAAAAAAACACGCAUCAAAUCAAAGAAACCCACGUACAACAAAACUAGCUGAUACUUUUAGAUAUAAGAGGGGGUAAAAAAAACAAAGCACCCCAAAAAAUAAGUUUAGGCUAAGUUUAUCCUUUCAUUUUAUACUACAAAUAAGGCUUUUGACUAAAGUACAAUUAAAUGAAUUAAGCUAGA